GCAGCAGGCGGGAGGGGAGCCAUCAAGGAGGAACUGCCCUGGUAUUUAUGUUGAUGUGCACGUGGGUUUAAACUACCCCCCCUGGGAAUAUAAGCCUGUAUGACUUUUCUUAAUCCAUGCUCAGUUGGAGGGUUCUGGGGCAGCUUUCUCCCCUCCCUUCUCGCCUCUCCGUUCUUAUAGCUCAGGCUGCCUCCAGCCAGCGUUGGCCACCGGACUUGCUUACCCUGAGCGCUUGAAGGUGCAGCAAGUUGUGAGAAUGAACCCUUUUUGCUCUGAGACAACCUGCAUCUUCCUGGCUGUCCUCGCUGUGCUGGGGGGGAUAGCUCUUUGCAAAUACAACAAAUGCCCAGGACUUGUGCAGUUGGCCAUCUGCCUCGUGAGCCUCUGGGGAGGGGCUUGCUGGCUCAGUCUGUCCCUCUUCUGGGGCUUGGUCCUUUUCUCCUUGUCAUGUUUUUUUGUGUAUACUUACUCAUCUGGCCAAGAAUUGUUACCUGUGGAUCAAAAGGCAGUCCUGGUGACAGGUGGCGAUUCUGGAAUCGGCCAUGCUUUGUGCAAGUAUCUGGACAAGCUGGGUUUCACUGUCUUCGCUGGCGUUUUGAAUGAAAAGGGCCCAGGAGCAGAGGAAUUGCGAAAAACCUGCUCCCCACGUCUCUCGGUGCUUCAGAUGAAUAUCACGAACCCGGAGCAGAUAAAAGAUGCUGUCAGCAAAGUUGCAGAGAAGGUGGAGGACAGAGGACUGUGGGCUUUGAUCAACAAUGCUGGGGUCCUUGGCUUCCCAACUGAUGGCGAGCUCAUUCCCAUGACUGAGUAUAGACGGUGCAUGACUGUGAACUUCUUUGGCGCUGUGGAAGUCACGAAGGCAUUUUUGCCCCUUCUUAGGAAAUCCAAGGGGAGGCUGGUGAACGUCAGCAGCAUAGGUGGCUGGGCUCCAAUGGAAAAGAUGGCAGCCUACGGCUCAUCAAAGGCCGCUCUCACCAUGUUUUCAUCAGUUAUGAGACUAGAGCUUUUGAAAUGGGGAAUUAAAGUAUCUGUCAUCCAGCCUGGAGGCUUCCGAACAAGUAUCGCAGGCACCAGUGACAUGUGGGACAAGAUGGAGAAGGACAUUAUGGACCACCUCCCUGCCGAGGUGCAGGAGGACUAUGGCCAGGAGUACAUCCAAGUGCAGCGGAAAUUCCUCAGCUUCAUCAACGGGCAGGCCAACCCAGACUUCUCCCCUGUGGUGCAGGACCUCACGCAUGCGGUCUUGGCUAAGAGCCCCUUGGCCUUCUAUGCACCAGGGAAAUUCGCUUACCUGUGGUUCUGCUUGGCUUCCUUUUUACCUACUAGUGUGUUUGAUUAUACUAGGAAGUCUGGCCCUGGAAAGUGCAUGCCCAGAGCUCUGAGAGUGCCUAACUCUAAGAAUAAGGCCACGUAGGCAGUGAAGACCUCAAAGGAGCGGGGAUUUGUAUAAUCUUGGAAUGAAAGGGAACUGUGAGCUUCCUAUUAAAGUUGUUCCUUAUUU
Messenger RNA from Nycticebus coucang (slow loris), 1501 nucleotides. RefSeq names its product hydroxysteroid 17-beta dehydrogenase 2 (gene HSD17B2). The transcript has 5 exons. The coding region runs from base 257 to 1414 and encodes 385 amino acids. Gene Ontology annotation, molecular function: oxidoreductase activity. NCBI's taxonomy places the organism in Eukaryota, Metazoa, Chordata, Mammalia, Primates, Lorisidae. The record is from RefSeq and is a predicted model, not a curated record.